Molecule: messenger RNA, 1551 nt
Organism: Fusarium odoratissimum NRRL 54006
Lineage: Eukaryota; Fungi; Ascomycota; Sordariomycetes; Hypocreales; Nectriaceae
Exons: 3
Coding region: 162-1448 (428 amino acids)
Molecular function (GO): FAD binding
Source: RefSeq, a predicted model, not a curated record
GUCCGAUCUCAGGAGGCAAAAACUCCGUUUUGAUUGGAACGUUUUCUGUUGAGCGUGACUUAGCGACUUGGAAUUAUAACAAUCUGACAUCUUCCCCAGAUUCAAUCUCAAUCUCAUUUCAUUCAUCUGUUUAUCUUUCAGUUGAUACUUGGGAAUCGAACAUGGAGUCUUUCAAAGCCAUUGUUGUUGGCGCUGGGCCAGUCGGGAUGGUCCUGGCUCACGCGCUUCAAGUCUCUGGCAUCGACUACGUGCUUGUUGAACAGCGCUCUCAAAUCCCUCCUGAUCCUGCUUAUGGCUUAUUUUUAUGGCCUCAUAUUAUGCGAAUCUUUCACCAACUGGGAAUUCUUGAAGCUGUUGAAGCUGUCGCGCAGCCUAUGGUUGAAGCGGUUCAUAGAUCAAUUGACGGCAGUGUUAUUCAUCGCUCCAGAGGGUUUGAAGAGCUCGGCGCACUGUUCGGAUAUCCUAUGGCUAUUUUUAACAGAGGUGAUUUUGCCUCGGCGUUGAUGAGCAAGCUUGCAAACAAGGACCAACGCGUCAAGACAAACAAGCGCCUCACCAACGUCAUACACCACGACAACGGUGUAACAGUCGAAUUCGCAGACGGUACCACAGAAGAGGGAUCAGUUGUCAUUGGCUGCGACGGUGUCUGGAGUAGUGUCCGCGAUCAAAUGAAAGCGAAAGCACCAAAAGGCCUCUUCGACGAGAAUCCCAACCCAUUUCAAGCACCCCACGCCGGCGUCUUCGCCAAGGCUCUAUGCCCCAAGGAACUCGAGAGUGGUAGGAACAUUAAUGUUUACCAAGAUGGGUCUCACGUUCAGGUCUUUACUGGUCUGAGAGAGGCUCAGAUUAUUGUGUAUCAUCGCAUUCCUACUGCGAGAACAAAAACGUUCUUUGGCCAGAAUGAUGCUGAAGAGGCGGCGAAGCCUUGGAUGGAUGUCCCGGUCGGAGAGGGAAUUACGUUUGGUGAUUUAUGGAGGAACAAGAUUGCUGGAGGUAGUGCGAACUUUGAUGAGGGUGUUUUGCCGUGGUGGCAUUGGGGACGUAUGGUUCUUGUCGGUGAUGCUGCUCACAAGAUGAACCCUAUCAGAGGUGCAGGAGCAUGCUGCGGCAUCGAAGACGCCAUCGCUUUAGUGAACGGCCUCAGCCGGCUGCUUCACUCAGAUGCCAACCCAUCAGACCGCAAGCUCCGCCAGACUUUCCUUGCAUAUCAGUACGAGCGAGAGGCUGCCGCGAAGUUAUGGAACGAUAUUUCUGGGCUGAACCUAGAACUAUGCAUCGGUGCCAAUCAGCCCGCACUGAAAGCGCAGGGCGUUGCUGAUUACAGAACUAUUCCUCUGGUUGCGGAUGGACCUAUCUUGCAAAAUGUUCCGUUUGACGAGAAGAGAGGGUUUGUUCCGUGGACUAGGAAGACUCGCAAGUCUAAUGAUAAGACUAAAGCGCGCCUGUAGUUUGGAGAUGGUGGUCUAUUAUAAUUGGCGGUCAUGGGGCAUCGUAUAGUACAUCAAGGAUUAGCGCGCUCGGGAAGGGUAGGCAAGAUAAAUUUAAUCACUU